Messenger RNA from Prinia subflava (tawny-flanked prinia), 3913 nucleotides. Its product is annotated as serine/threonine-protein kinase pim-2-like. Gene Ontology annotation, biological process: protein autophosphorylation. Gene Ontology annotation, cellular component: cytoplasm. Bases 1696 to 3399 code for a protein of 567 amino acids. Lineage: Eukaryota; Metazoa; Chordata; Aves; Passeriformes; Cisticolidae. Gene Ontology annotation, molecular function: protein serine/threonine kinase activity; ATP binding. The record is from RefSeq and is a predicted model, not a curated record. The transcript is spliced from 8 exons.
GCCCCUCAGCCCCAGGCGCGCGGCUCCUCCCAAAGGAGAAGGGGUCGGACCCUGCUUGUUCUCCUUUUAUUUCGCUCCCUUCACAGCCACCAGUCAAGAAAGGCUGAAAUGGAGCCUUUCCCCAGCGCUCCCCUCGGGGUUAAUCGCGGCUGCAGCUCUGUGCUGCCGCUGGCCCCAGCGCCAACAUCCCCGCAGCCCCGCAGGCCUUUGCUGUCCCCCCGUGUCCAUUCGCUGUCCCCGAGUCCCGCCCGGCUCUGGCAGCAGCAGCAGCCGCAGCGCAGCGGGCGCCGGCCCGGCCCAGCCGCGGCUCCCGGCCAGGAGCAGCAGCAGCGCCGGCCCCUUCCCCCCUGCUCCUGCCUCGCCUGCCAAGGGCCUUUUCCAGCUGGACUCUGCACUGCAGCAGCCAUCACCCACACACAGCCCUGACUGCCCAGGGCCCGCCUGGGCUGCCCUCAGCAGCCUCCAGAGAAAGAAAGGCUCGGCUUCCAGCGCUCUUUGCAGCGCUCUUUGACUCACCCUCAGGUGACAGCAGCAGGCUGCUCUUGCCUUUGCCUCGGCAAUUGGAGAUGGCGCCUGCUCUUGCACCCUUCUGGCUGCCACCUGAAUUUGAGCAGCUCAACUGCAAUUGCCUUUUUCCAUCAUUGCUACCCACUGUGCUUUUGUGACAGUGAACUCAGGAUUUUUGUGGCAGGCACCAUGAUAAGAAGAGACUGAAAUGCUCCCAAGUCCCUGGGCACUGAGUCGAGGGGAAUUAAAGCCACACAGGCCACGUUUGCAGAGCUCCAACACAGCCCUGAUGCUGCUGCUGCUGAAAUCAAAUCAACUUACAGAGGCCAUCACAGAAAUUGCCCUCUGGAGUGUCAAAUAAAAGGAAAAAAAAAAACAACAGGAGAAAGACAAACCUCAACUUCUUCACUCGCUUCAUUGCUUCCUCUGAACAGCAGAAAAUGGGAAUGCCCAGAGGUAUUUGCAGCUGCUGCUGAUCCCAGCUGCAGCUCAGCCCUGUGCAGAGUCCCAGCAGGAAGCUGAGCCCAGCCCGGGGAGCUCACACAGUGUCAGGGAGAUUCUUUCUCUGAAUUCACUCAGCCUUGCAUUCCCCAGCUACGCCUGGUUACCACCUCCUGUUUUCUUGGCUUAGAACAGCAACAGUGAAACCUUACCAAUGGCACAACUGCCCAGUUCACAAGGAAAAGGACAGAGAAAUUGUAAAGUUCUCCAGACAUUUGUCCUGCUUUGCUGGAAAAGUCGUGCUGCACUCACAGGAUGGAAAUCCAAGAGAAGCUGGAGUUGCUGGCCCAUCUUGUGACAGAAGCUGGACCUCGUUCUCCAUGAAAGGUUCUUGGAAAGAGCAGCUGGGACUGUGGAGAAGAUUGCUGGAAAACGGAAACAGCUUUCCAGAAGUGAAAUGAAAAUGAAAGAAACAAACCAAGCUGUUUUCCUCUAUUUCUUUCUAUGCUUCCCUUUUCCAUGUUGCACUACUUGUCCAUGCCAUUAAUUCCAAAGGGAUGUCACCUCGAAGAUUGGUGACUUAGUGAGUUUUAGACACUCUAAAGUACCAUGGGCUGUACACACAGUUUGCCUUCCCCUGUUUUUGUUGUCAAGCAAUGCUGGAGACAUAAGUGUAGUGCUUGGGUCGGGCACGAAUCCUGCAGGCAGGGAAUGUGCCCCGGCAGUGUGUGUGCCUGAGCAGGGACAAUGCAGAGCAGCAAGCGAGGGGAUUCCUCUGGCACCGCGCAGGAGUCAGGACUCUGGGUCUGGGCUGCACAGGGCCAAGUUCCCGUGUUUGGACAGGCUCAGGGGCUGCCCCCGGGGCGCGCGGGGCUCGGCCGUGGAACGGACACGCGGACAAACGGCCCCGGGGCUUCGGCGGCAGCGGCGGCAGCGACUCUACAGAGUCUACGAACUCUGCGACCCUCCCCAUCUCUCGUUCCUCCUCUCCCUCUCCCUCUCCCACAUUCCUGCACUCUCUCCCGGUGUCCCUUUCCCGGUCUCCCCAGCCCCUCUCGGUGUCCCCGUCCCGGCCUUUCCUUCUCCCCUGCCGGGCCGGGCCAUGCCCCCGGCCCGCCCCCGGCCCGGGCGGGGCUGCCCCGGCCCCGUCCCCGGGCGUCCCCCCGCGGUCUCGCCUGGGCCCGGCUCUGGCCGUGCUGGCGGUGGCGCUGCUGGGCAGGGAUCAGUGCCUGGGGCUGGGGCGGCAUCGCCGCCCUUUGGCUGCGCCUGGGCCGGGCACGGCCUCGGCCCCGGUGCCGACCCCGAGCCCGGCGCCGCCUCCUCCCGGGCCCCGCGGAGGACACACGCGGCGCGGCCGCUCCCGCCGCCUCCGCUGCGGCUUCCCCGGCCCGAGCUCCGCCGCUCGGCAGCGCAGCCGCCGGCCCCGAACCGCCGGGGCCCGGCGCGGGUGGGGAUGCCCGGCCCGGGCCGCUCGGGGGGCGCUCGGGGGCCGUGUCUGGCCCCGGGCCGAGCGCUGACGGCCGCGUGUCGCCCGCAGGGAAGGCGCAGGAGGCCCUGCAGGACCGGUACCGGCUGGGUUCGCUGCUGGGGCGCGGAGGAUUCGGCAGCGUCUACUCGGGGACACGAGUGUCGGACGGCGCCCCGGUGGCCAUCAAAUGCGUGCCGCGGGAUCGCAUCCGGCUCUGGGGCGAGCUGCCCAACGGCGCCCGUGCGCCCCUGGAGAUCGUGCUGCUGGACAAGGUGUCCGCUGGCUGUGCUGGUGUCAUUCAGCUCCUGGAGUGGCUUUAUCUCCGCAACAGCUUCUUGUUGGUGCUGGAGCGUCCGGAGCGGUGCCAGGACCUGUCGGCUUUCCUGGCAGAGCGGAGGUUCCUGCCGGAGGAGGAGGCGCGGGCGCUGUUCCGCCAGGUGCUGGAGGCCGUGCGGCACUGCACCAGCUGCGGGGUCCUGCGCAGGGACAUCAAGCCCGAGAACAUCCGGCUCGACUUGGCCACCGGAGAGCUCAAACUCAUCGACUUUGGCUGUGGCGCCUUCUGUUGCCUUCAGGCUGUGGAUGAGGGGGAGGAAGAGUCCCAGCUGCCUUCCCGUUACAUUCCGAAAUCUUCCGCGGCGCCUGUGUCCUUGCCUGUCACAGCCUUCCUCCAAGACACAGCCUACACCCAGUUGGCAGGAACCCUGUCCUACAGCCCACCAGAGUGGAUCCACCAGCAGCGCUACCACGGCAAGGCAGCAACGAUCUGGUCCCUGGGCCUCCUGCUGUACCACCUGGUCAUGGGGAAGCACCCGUUCAGGAGGGGCCAGCAGAUCAUCUGGGGCCGCAUCUUGUUCCCACGAUGGCUCUCUCCAGAGUGCCAGGAUGUCAUUAAGAGGUGUUUGUCCAUGCAACCCUUGGACAGGCCAUCCUUAGAAGACCUCUUCAGUGAUCCUUGGCUGCAGGGUGUUCAUCUGCCCUAGAAGAUGGGAGAGGUCCAUGUGCACAAUUGGAUCCAAAACCUGGCAGGGAAGGAGGAGGCCCUGGAGAAGCUCUGUCAGGUGGGGCUGCUGCUGGAGACACCAAGGACAACCUCAGGGAUGACAAUCUCUUCCUCCACCUGGUCAGCAGCAGCUGAAGAUGAUGGAGUUUGAUUCUGGCACCUUCUUCAGAGACACGCUCCAUGCCCAAUCUGCAGCCGGGCUCUGCGGGUGCUGAGGCUGCUCUGGGCUCUGCCAGGGCUCUGCUGGGCUCAGCCCUGGGCACGGCUGGGCUCGCUCUGCCCUCACAUUGCUCUGACAGCUUUGCAGCACACCAGCCCCUUCUGAGCACAGCGCCUGAGCUUUCUGCUUUGGCAGCUGAGUGAGACUCUCCUGCUGGCCCAGAGAUUGCAGGUAGGGAUCCACAUCCAAUUGGCAAGAACCCAAACACUCCACAGUCCCAGCUGAAUGCCUGGAUCUUCACGGGAUGUUUUGUCUGUCCCACUCUUCCUUCCUU